ACCACGCCCAUCACCGCCUGGCCUUCCUUCUCUACGGGGUCGACUUCCGGCGUGGUUUGUCACGUGCCCGGAAGUGGGAAGUGGUGGCGGAACGGCUGCUCCCUGGUCACGGCUAAAUUGACGGGCUCAUCCUAGUAGCGGUGGCCGUCGGGGCCUUGUCCUGUCUCCGUCUUGGAGGACCCGCCUCGGCACAGCCGGGCUCGGUCCAGCCUUGUGGUAAGCCCUGGGCCGCGGCUGCCCGGUAGUUCCGUCGGCGCGGAGAGACUAGCAGACAGGCGGGCGCCAAGGUCUGAGGCAGCGUUUCAGCCCAGCUGUUGGCUCCGCGUCUGGGGUCGGGUACCUCUCACUCUUCUGGCCUCCCUUUCGCCCCGUGUCUGGCUGAUUAAAAAUGACAGCAAUCAAGCAUGCGUUACAAAGAGAUAUUUUUACACCAAAUGAUGAACGCCUGCUGAGUAUUGUCAAUGUCUGCAAAGCAGGAAAAAAGAAAAAGAACUGUUUUCUGUGUGCCACAGUGACAACUGAACGCCCCGUGCAGGUGAAGAUGGUCAAAGUCAAGAAAUCCGACAAAGGAGAUUUCUACAAAAGGCAGAUUGCUUGGGCCCUUCGAGACCUUGCUGUGGUAGAUGCCAAGGAUGCUAUUAAAGAAAAUCCUGAAUUUGAUUUACAUUUUGAAAAAAUAUAUAAAUGGGUUGCCAGCAGCACUGCUGAAAAGAAUGCAUUUAUUUCAUGCAUUUGGAAAUUGAAUCAGCGAUAUCUCCGGAAGAAAAUUGAUUUUGUCAACGUUAGCUCACAGCUCUUGGAAGAACUGCCUAAAGUUACAGAAGAAUCUGUUCCAAGUGGAGAAAAUCAGAGUGUGACAGGAGGUGAUGAAGAAGUAGUAGAUGUUUACCAAGAGUUAAAUGCAAGAGAAGAGCAGGAUAUUGAAAUAAUGAUGGAAGGCUGUGAAUGUGCAAUCUCUAAUGCUGAGGCCUUUGCAGAAAGGUUGUCCAGAGAGCUACAGGUGCUAGAUGGGGCUAACAUCCAAUCAAUCAUGGCCUCUGAAAAGCAAGUGAACAUCCUGAUGAAGUUGCUGGAUGAGGCUUUAAAGGAGGUAGAUCAGAUUGAAUUGAAACUGAGCAGUUAUGAGGAAAUGCUCCAAAGCGUAAAAGAACAAAUGGAUCAGAUCUCUGAAAGCAACCACCUAAUUCAUCUUAGUAACACUAAUAAUGUAAAACUCCUGUCUGAAAUAGAGUUUCUGGUGAACCACAUGGACUUGGCCAAAGGUCAUAUAAAGGCCCUUCAGGAAGGAGAUCUUGCUUCCUCCAGAGGCAUUGAGGCCUGCACCAAUGCCGCAGAUGCCCUUCUACAGUGCAUGAAUGUAGCUCUUCGACCAGGCCAUGACAUGCUUCUGGCAGUCAAACAGCAACAGCAGCGUUUCAGUGAUUUGCGAGAGCAUUUUGCCCGGAGACUGGCCAGUCACCUCAACAAUGUUUUUGUUCAACAGGGUCACGAUCAGAGUUCAACUCUUGCUCAGCACUCUGUUGAACUGGCUUUACCCAAUCAUCAUCCAUUUCAUAGAGACUUGCUUCGAUACGCCAAGUUGAUGGAGUGGCUGAAGAGUACAGAUUAUGGAAAAUAUGAGGGACUAACGAAGAAUUACAUGGAUUAUUUAUCACGACUGUAUGAGAGAGAAAUUAAAGAUUUCUUUGAAGUUGCAAAGAUCAAGAUGACUGGCACAACUAAAGAAAGCAAGAAGUUUGCUACACUGCCUCGAAAAGAAAGUGCUGUCAAACAGGAAACAGAGAGUCUUCAUGGAAGUUCUGGGAAAUUAACUGGAUCCACUUCUAGUCUAAAUAAACUCAGUGUUCAGAGUUCAGGGAAUCGCAGAUCUCAGUCAUCUUCUUUGUUGGAUAUGGGAAACAUGUCUGCCUCUGAUCUCGACGUUGCUGACAGGACCAAAUUUGAUAAGAUCUUUGAACAGGUACUAAGUGAACUAGAGCCCUUGUGUCUGGCAGAACAGGACUUCAUAAGUAAAUUUUUCAAACUACAGCAACAUCAAAGUAUGCCUGGAACAAUGACUGAAGCAGAGGACGUAGAUGGAGGAACAUUAUCCCGGCAACAUAAUGCUGGCGCACCACUGCCAGUUUCAUCAGAAAAAGAUAUGAUCCGCCAAAUGAUGAUUAAAAUAUUUCGCUGCAUUGAGCCAGAACUGAACAACCUAAUUGCGUUAGGAGACAAAAUUGAUAGCUUUAACUCCCUUUACAUGCUUGUCAAAAUGAGUCAUCAUGUGUGGACUGCACAAAAUGUGGAUCCUGCUUCUUUCCUGAGUACUACAUUGGGAAAUGUUUUGGUGACUGUCAAAAGGAACUUUGACAAAUGCAUUAGUAAUCAAAUAAGGCAAAUGGAAGAAGUAAAGAUCUCAAAAAAGAGUAAAGUAGGAAUUCUUCCAUUUGUUGCUGAAUUUGAAGAAUUUGCUGGACUCGCAGAAUCAAUCUUUAAAAAUGCUGAGCGUCGUGGAGAUCUAGAUAAAGCAUAUACCAAACUUAUCAGAGGAGUAUUUGUUAAUGUGGAGAAAGUAGCAAAUGAAAGCCAGAAGACCCCCAGGGAUGUAGUUAUGAUGGAAAACUUUCACCAUAUUUUUGCAACACUGUCUCGUUUGAAAAUCUCAUGUCUAGAAGCUGAAAAAAAAGAAGCCAAACAAAAAUACACAGAUCACCUUCAGUCUUAUGUCAUUUACUCUUUAGGACAACCUCUUGAAAAGCUAAAUCAUUUCUUUGAAGGUGUUGAAGCUCGUGUGGCACAGGGUAUAAGAGAGGAGGAAGUAAGCUAUCAACUUGCAUUUAACAAACAAGAACUUCGUAAAGUCAUUAAAGAGUAUCCUGGAAAGGAAGUGAAAAAAGGUCUAGAUAACCUCUACAAAAAGGUUGAUAAACAUUUAUGCGAAGAGGAGAACUUACUUCAGGUGGUGUGGCACUCUAUGCAAGAUGAAUUUAUACGCCAGUAUAAGCACUUUGAAGGUUUGAUAGCUCGCUGUUAUCCUGGAUCUGGCGUUACGAUGGAAUUCACCAUUCAGGACAUUCUAGAUUAUUGUUCCAGCAUUGCACAGUCCCACUAAAACAGAAGAGAUAGAUGAAAGAAGUGUCUACUAUUUUAUGUGUGUGUGUGUGUGUGUGUGUGUGUGUGUGUGUGUGUGUGUAUGGAAAGAAAAGAUUUAGGUGCUAGGUUGCCCCUGCUGCUUUAAGUCAACAGACUGGAUAGGAGGAGUGGGUAUAUGCAACUUCCCUUACCUGUGUAACUAAUAACAUGAGACUUCCCCUGUUCCAGGUGGUCGCUUGGCCAUAUGUGCUAACAGGGACAUGUGAAAGGAAAAACAGCAAAUUGAGUGUCCCAGAAAGUGAAAGAUAAAUGAAAAAAACACUGGGUACACCAGACACUAUUCGAAAUUAUCAAGUAACUGUCUUGAGAACCCAGACUUGAACUUUAUGUAUUAUUAAAUGUCAGGUAAAUGGGUAAUACCAUACUACAAAUAUUCAAGAACAAAAGUACCAAUUUAUGUAGCAGUUUUAUUUACCCAGUAGGUUGUGUACUAACUUAAAGCAUUUCUCUCAUCAUAAUAUGCCUUUAGCAUUCUUCUGUAACUGAACAGAAAGUUUUCUUUUAUUGCCUAGUUUCUUGUAUUUGAGAAUAGUUAUCCUGUGUGUAAUGCAUUGAAAGUUCUUCAGUUUUCACCAAUUCACUAUUGCUUUCAAAUCAUGUAACUACUAAAAUAUUGUACAGAAUUUUUCCCUCUGUCUAACUAAUGUGUAUAUGGACAGGGAUCUUGUGAUGAUCAGUUGUAGACUUAGAUUUUGAGGAUUAUGUGACUCUGUGUAGCAAUGAAUCUGAAAUAAAGACAUUUUCAAAAAAAAUUUUUUCAGAAAAGUUAAAAUUUGGUAAUAUCAUUCUUAGAUCUGUUAUUUGCUAUUUUUUGUAUAAAAGCAAAUUCUUAUAAAAUCAGUAAACAAAAAUUACAUGUUCAUUUACCAUAAAACACUUAAGAGUAUAAUAAGAAAAAUAAAACCAUUUAUAAUAGCAUCAAAAAUAUUUAGUAUUUAGGACUAAAUCUAACAAACCAUUGUACUAUUAACUGAAAUGUGUCUUCUCAGAAUUCCUAUGUGGAACCCCUAACCAGCAUCCCCUCCCCCCCGCCAGAAUCUGAUUAGAAAUAAGGCUUUAAGGAGAGAGAUCAAGGUUAAAUGGGGUCAUAAGUAUAGCGCCCUGAUCCAGUAGAAAUCGUACCCUUGUAAGAAGCCACCAGGGCUCUUUGCCAUGUGAGGACACAGCAGGAAGGCAGCCAUCUGCAGGCCGGAAAGAGAGCUCACAAGAACCCAACCAUGCCAGCACCCUGAUCUUGGACUUCCAGCCUCCAAAAUUGAGAAAAUAAAGUUCUGUUAGUUAACCCACUCAGUCUAUGGUAUUUUAUUA
Molecule: messenger RNA, 4443 nt
Organism: Panthera uncia (snow leopard)
Lineage: Eukaryota; Metazoa; Chordata; Mammalia; Carnivora; Felidae
Gene: EXOC1
Product: exocyst complex component 1
Exons: 20
Coding region: 389-3094 (901 amino acids)
Biological process (GO): exocytosis; Golgi to plasma membrane transport
Cellular component (GO): exocyst; plasma membrane
Molecular function (GO): phosphatidylinositol-4,5-bisphosphate binding
Source: RefSeq, a predicted model, not a curated record